AACGUUUCACCGAUUUCACCUCUGUUUAGUCAUCUGGUCUGGUCUAUUAGUCACAGAUUCAGUCAACUGGUUUACAUUUAGUGAACGUAAAUUUGCGUUGAGAUAUGUAAAAUAUAUAUUUCUGAUUAAAAAUGAGUCUCUCUCUCGUGGCGUACGACAACAGUGAUGAAGACUCCGAAAAUGAGGAGAAUGAAUCUGCCAGCACGAUUAUUGCGAGCAAGGCGGAUGACAAGGCGAUAGAAACUGUAACUGUGCAAACAGACUCGAAGUUGUUAUUAUCUGCUCCAGAAGCAAUUUCACAUGGUACAAACGACAGGGAGGAGGAGGAGAAAGAAAGUAACAAUACAAAAGACUUUAAGGAUUUCCUCACUGUACUGCCAAAACCCAAAAGCUUCAAUUGUAUGGAAAAUAUCGAAGAGAGUGAUGAUAUUUUAUUGAAGAAAGAAAGAAAGUAUCAAUCUGCAAAGCCAGCAAAAAAGCAAACAAUAAAGAUAACAGUGCCUUCUUUAUCAGAAUUUAAGGAUAUCGAAGAGGAAAGCGAGAAGGAGGAGAAGCCAACUAGAAUUGUACAACCAUCACAGAAAGGAUGUGGACUCUUUGCCCUCUUGGUACCACCAAAGAAAGAUAUUAAGAUAAAUAAUACACUUCUGAUACCCCAAACUGUUAAGAAUGCAGCAGCAAAAACCAAUGUUCAGCAAGCAAAUGUAUCGGUAGAAGCCGGUAGAAGCCAGAAAAAUAAUCUUAAAACAAGAAAGUUAAUUGCAGAUAAAUCGCAUAACGAAUUUUCCGAUGAUGAAGAAGAUACAGCAAUGGAUUUCUUCGGGCUAACUGUGAGCAAAAGUACACUGGAUGAUUCUACAGUAGAAUUGUUCGACUCGAAUAUUGAAGAAACUCCAUUCGUCAAGCAUACAGAAGAUAGACUACAGAGUUCAUCUUUUAGUAAUCUGAAUGUAUUAAUGAGUGACGAGUUGGAUAAUUCGAGUAAAACGUUAACUAGUAAUGUUAUGAACUUACCCAAAGAAGAGAUAUUAUUGAAAAACAAAGCAGAAGUUGGUCCAAAGUUACCUGUUCCUGAGCAAGAAUACAACGUCGAUAUGGAAGGUAACAUAGCCUUCGAUGAAAAGGCGAUUGAAUAUCUGUGCGGAAAGCGAGGCGUGAAGCGCAAGGAUAAAGAGAUUGACGAGGUGAAUAUAAUCGAGAUUAACGGGGAAGAUAUAAAACCAGACGAAAGAGAGUGGUUGGUAAAGGCACUGACGGAGGAGCCUGUACAGAGACCGGUAUCCAUGCAGAGUUGCGGAAUCAAUUCUCAAUCCAAGAAGAAACAUCAGAUAACGUAUCUGGCGCAUCAAGCUAAAGCAAUGGAGCUAGAACUGAAGAACCAAUGGUCUCAGAAUAGAAUGACACGGAAACAAACGAAAUCGAAAUACGGUUUCUAAAAUCAUCGCACAACUUUGGAUAAUUUAAUGCAUUAUGCCGUCUGAUGCGUUUACGUUUAACCGUCAGAAGUAUCUUUGUGAUUUUACCAUUUUGUUCGUUUAGAUGAUUAAUCGCGCGGUUCUAACGACUUUGUAUGAUCGUAGAGAACCAAAAAAUCGUAUAUAGAGAUCUUUGUAAAUUCUUUUAUUUUAAAUAUACAGUUUAUUAACAAUA
This is a messenger RNA of Ooceraea biroi (clonal raider ant), 1650 nucleotides long. RefSeq lists its product as uncharacterized. Gene Ontology annotation, cellular component: nucleus. The record is from RefSeq and is a predicted model, not a curated record. NCBI's taxonomy places the organism in Eukaryota, Metazoa, Arthropoda, Insecta, Hymenoptera, Formicidae.